AACGAAGAAUUGCACUCGUGGAAUGUGCAAUUGGUGUGUGGUGAAUUUGUGAUGUUUGAAAUAAUUGCAUGGAGAAUCCAAUUGUAAAGGAUUUAUGCGAAUGGCUAUGCAAAGCACCGAAAUGUACAACAUACAGAGUAAACCUUUUACAAGCGAAUGCAGAAGUAUUGAAAAAUCAGCUCGAAGCAGAAUUACUGAAGAAGUAUCCGAACCCGCCUAAAGUUCACAUCAGCUCACAAUUUCCAGAAUUAAUUUCAGUAUCAAAUUUGCAUUCCGUCGAGAGUCAAAAUAGUAGUCCACAGGAAGGACUUAACGAAAUCAUCGUCGACACAAGUUGUGGGGCCUCUAUUUUGCGAGGAGCUCACAUAUACGCUCCCGGCGUAAUGGCAAUGAGAAGCGGCACUAAAGUUGGCGAAAAUGUAAAUGUUUACACCGACAUUGAAGCGAAAUGCAAGAAAGGAACCAGCGCCGUAUAUGAAUCAGCAAUGAAGACGUUUCUGGGAAUUGGUACAGUGCGAAUGGCAAGAUAUCAACUGUUUGGGGAAAAUAUUGAUCCUAGAGGCAUCGCUGUUGAAAUGAACCACACAAUUUCCGGAGUUCCUUCAAUAGGCGACCUUUCAUCUCCAACAGCUCUACUUCAAAAUUUCCCGUCAAUUGUUUGCGGUCGUGUUCUCGAUCCCCAGCCAAAUGAGACCAUUCUCGACAUGUGUUCUGCCCCAGGAAAUAAAACCACUCACUUGGCAGAGCUAAUAAAGGACUCCGGGGUAAUAAUCGGCCUUGACAAGACUGAAUCAAAAAUUGAACUAGUUCGAAAAAAAGUAUCAGAACGAAAUUUGAAAUCGAUAAAAUGCUUUGCAUUUGAUUCCACAAAAGCGCUAGCGGAAAAUACAGAGAUUUCUGACAUCACAAAGGGUCCACCCUUUCCUCCUGAAUCGUUCGAUCGAAUUCUCCUAGACGCCCCAUGUAGCGCUCUAGGAAAUCGACCGUUAUUGAAUUGCAACCUGAGCACGAAAAUGUUGCAAUCCUAUCCAAAGGUUCAAAGGAAAUUGUUUAAAGCCGCGGUUGGCUUGCUGAGAAAGCAAGGGAUCCUGGUUUACAGCACAUGCACGAUAAUGGAGAGUGAAAAUGAGGGCAUUGUACGAUGGGCUCUCGAUUCUUUCCCGGAAUUAAGACUCAUCAAAGCUGAUCCAAUUAUCGGAGGUAGUGGAGUAGAAGGUUCUGAGCUAACAGAUGAGGAAAGAAAACUUGUGCAACGAUUCGGCCCUGAAGGCUACGAUGACCCUGUCGACAGUGUAGGAUUCUUUAUUGCAAAGUUUUGUAAGGGAUAA
Molecule: messenger RNA, 1328 nt
Organism: Hermetia illucens (black soldier fly)
Lineage: Eukaryota; Metazoa; Arthropoda; Insecta; Diptera; Stratiomyidae
Product: tRNA (cytosine(72)-C(5))-methyltransferase NSUN6
Exons: 5
Coding region: 69-1328 (419 amino acids)
Biological process (GO): RNA methylation
Molecular function (GO): RNA binding; methyltransferase activity
Source: RefSeq, a predicted model, not a curated record